Messenger RNA from Perca flavescens (yellow perch), 3982 nucleotides. Its product is annotated as zinc finger and SCAN domain-containing protein 2-like. The transcript has 9 exons. Gene Ontology annotation, biological process: regulation of transcription by RNA polymerase II. Gene Ontology annotation, molecular function: RNA polymerase II cis-regulatory region sequence-specific DNA binding; DNA-binding transcription factor activity, RNA polymerase II-specific. Bases 160 to 3042 code for a protein of 960 amino acids. NCBI's taxonomy places the organism in Eukaryota, Metazoa, Chordata, Actinopteri, Perciformes, Percidae. The record is from RefSeq and is a predicted model, not a curated record.
CUCCCUCCCGUUUCCCGUCGGACCUUAAUGAGUGUGACAGCCAGCGGAAGUAAACAAGGCUGCUGGCCGUAGCGUUAGCUGCAUGCUGCUGUUGAAUGAGCUGGAAGACGGUAUUGUAGUCGUAGAGCAGAUGAUUCUUUCAGCUGGAACUAAGCAACAAUGUCUUCAGUUGAGUGUUUGAGAGAGUUUGUCACCGAGCGACUAACUGCUGCUGCUGAACAAAUAUUCCGAGUUGUUGAAAAAACUAUCGUCGAGUACGAGGAAGAGAUCGCUCGGCAGCGCAGACUGUUGGAUGGCGUUUGGAGACCAGAAAUCAGGUUACACAGGAUAGAGCUCCCACAGCAACAUGUCUGUAAGGAGGAGGAGGUUCUCUCUGACCAGCAGCUCUGUAUUCAGGAGAGGAACUCCAGUCUGGACCAAGAGGACCCAGAGUCUCCACAGAUUAAAGAGGACCAGGAGGAACUGUGCACCAGUCAGGAGGGAGAGCAGCUUGUACUGAAGCAGGAGACUGAUACCUUUAUGUUGACUCUUACUUAUGAGGAAAGGGACCACAGUGAAGGUCAGACUCUGAACUUCAAUCCUGAUGAUGACACUCUAAGUGCAGCAGAGAAAGAGUCUGUAGCCAACAUGCCAGUUAUAACCUCUGUGGAAUCAGAAGGAAACAGUGACCACCAGCUCCUCUCUCCCAACUCUCAUGAAGCUGAGAGCCAAGAUCAGAAAGGAGGCAAGCAUGGAGACUCAGGAUCAACUAGAAAUGCAGAGCCAGAACCAAAGAAGAGACGACGCAAGAGAAGAAGUCUCAGCAACAACGUAGACAACACUAACGUGUCAGAGAUUCACCCAAAUACUCAAACAAGUAAAAACUUAAAUGUCAAAUGUGGGAAAGACUUAAAGUAUAAAUCAGCAUUGCGGAGACACCUCAGCGUCCACACAGAGCUCCCACAGCAACAUGUCUGUAAGGAGGAGGAGGUUCUCUCUGACCAGCAGCUCAACAUGCCAGUUAUAACCUCUGUGGUAUCAGAAGCAAACAGUGACCACCAGCUCCUCUCUCCCAACUCUCAUGAAGCUGAGAGCCAAGAUCAGAAAGGAGGCAAGCAUGGAGACUCAGGAUCAACUAGAAAUACAGAACCAGAACCAAAGAAGAGACGACGCAAGAGAAGAAGUCUCAGCAACAACGUAGACAACACUAACGUGUCAGAGAUUCACCCUAAUACUCAAACAGAGCUCCCACAGCAACAUGUCUGUAAGGAGGAGGAGGUUCUCUCUGACCAGCAGCUCAACAUGCCAGUUAUAACCUCUGUGGUAUCAGAAGCAAACAGUGACCACCAGCUCCUCUCUCCCAACUCUCAUGAAGCUGAGAGCCAAAAUCAGAAAGGAGGCAAGCAUGGAGACUCAGGAUCAACUAGAAAUGCAGAGCUAGAACCAGAGAAGAGACGACGCAAGAGCAGAAGUCACAGUAACAACGUAGACAACACUAACGUGUCAGAGAUUCACCCUAAUACUCAAACAGAGCUCCCACAGCAACAUGUCUGUAAGGAGGAGGAGGUUCUCUCUGACCAGCAGCUCAACAUGCCAGUUCUAACCUCUGUGGUAUCAGAAGCAAACAGUGACCACCAGCUCCUCUCUCCCAACUCUCAUGAAGCUGAGAGCCAAGAUCAGAAAGGAGGCAAGCAUGGAGACUCAGGAUCAACUAGAAAUGCAGAGCUAGAACCAGAGAAGAGACGACGCAAGAGCAGAAGUCACAGUAACAACGUAGACAACACUAACGUGUCAGAGAUUCACCCUAAUACUCAAACAGAGCUCCCACAGCAACAUGUCUGUAAGGAGGAGGAGGUUCUCUCUGACCAGCAGCUCAACAUGCCAGUUAUAACCUCUGUGGUAUCAGAAGCAAACAGUGACCACCAGCUCCUCUCUCCCAACUCUCAUGAAGCUGAGAGCCAAGAUCAGAAAGGAGGCAAGCAUGGAGACUCAGGAUCAACUAGAAAUACAGAGCCAGAACCAAAGAAGAGACGACGCAAGAGCAGAAGUCUCAGCAACAACGUAGACAACACUAACGUGUCAGAGAUUCACCCUAAUACUCCAACAGAUCAGACAGGAGGCAAGCAUGGAGACUCAGGAUCAACUAGAAAUGCAGAGCCAGAACCAAAGAAGAGACGACACAAGAGCAGAAGUCACAGCAACAACGUAGACAACACUAACGUGUCAGAGAUUCACCCUAAUACUCAAACAGAUUUCAGACGUAAACAUCACCUGGAAAUCCACAUGAGAAUCCACACAGGUGCGAAGCCGUACGUUUGCAAGACCUGCAGGAAAAGAUUCUGUGAAGCUUCAGCUUUAAAAAAACACGUGAGAACUCACAGAGGUGAGAAGCCAUAUUCUUGCAAAACAUGUGGAAAAGGGUUUGGGCGUAGUAGUGGAUUGUUGCUCCACAUGAGAACUCACACAGGUGAGAAGCCUUAUUCUUGCAAAUCAUGUGGAAAAGAUUUCAGACGUAAACAUCACCUGGAAAUCCACAUCAGAAUCCACACAGGUGUGAAGCCGUACAUUUGCAAGACCUGUGGAAAAAGAUUCUGUGAGGCUUCAGCUUUAAAAAACCACAUGAGAACUCACACAGGUGAGAAGCCAUAUUCUUGCAAAACAUGUGGAAAUGGGUUUGGGCAUAGUAGUGGCUUGUUGGUCCAUAUGAGAACACACACAGGAGAGAAGCCGUACAUUUGCAAGACCUGUGGUAAAAGAGUCUUUGACUCUUCAGCAUUAAAAAGUCAUAUGAGAACACACACAGGUGAGAGGCCGUAUUCCUGCAAAACAUGUGGAAAAGAUUUCCAACGUAAACAUCACCUGGAAAAUCAUAUGAAAACUCACACAGGUGAGAAGCCUUAUUCCUGCAAAACGUGUGGAAAAGGGUUUGGGUAUAGUAAUACCUUGUUGGUCCACAUGAGAAGAGUCCACACAGGAGAGAAGCCGUACGUUUGCAAGACCUGCAGAAAAAGAUUCUGUGAUGGUUCAGAUUUAACAAAGCAUAUGAGAACCCACAGAGGAUAGAAUCUAAUCUAAUAUUGAUCCUUUGAAUUUUGAUUAUAAAGUUCUAGUGGUUCAUGGUCAAAACUGACAAGAACCCUCAGAAGUGAGGAGCAACAUUUUUGCAGCAAUUGUGGGAAAAGUGACCUGAGGAUCAACAUAGACAGGAGAAACCAUCGAGCUGAAACUCUCGUAGAGACAUGUUGAACUGAGUGAAAUACUUUUACAGUAGUUACAUCUCUGAUACUGAAUGUUAAAUAUUUUGAACAAAGAUGAGAUGUAAAUAUCUUAAUGUAAAGUUUCUCUUCAUAUGACUAUUACUUCUGUUAUUAACAGUAUUUUCACAGUGAGUGGACAGUAGUGGCUGAUAAUAAUGAUGUGAACUUCAUGGUUGUUUUUGCUAAAUGCUAAUUUACAAAGUAUCUUAGAAUCACUUUUAGUUUAAAGUUUAAAGGACUUUAAAUCCAUGUACAUCGAGUAGUAUUUGAUACUUCUAUAUGAAGCCUCCUGCACAAGAAGUCAGGAUUUACAUUUCAGAGUGACUGACAUCACUGUUUUUUAGUUCCGUUUAAGAAAUCCUUUUGAAUGUUAAAGUGCCUUUUUACCUUUUUGUUUCUGAGCAGAUUGUGGCCAAAUGUUCAGCAUUUUGUUUAAUAAAUGAACAAUGAUUGAAAGUUAUUCGUCAGGCUGUUUUGGAACAUGUUUCCAACUAUAGAAUGACUGCAUGGUUUGGGAACCUUCCUGUAUCAUCAAAAUCGGUAUCGGUUGGAGUUUUAAACAGGAGCCUAAGAUAAGCAGAGCUUAGAGGCUGUACUGCAGUACAACACCACAAACUGAUUAAUGUCUCAGGGUGGGUAUUGGUUUAUUAUCUUUCAUGUCAUCUGUUUGCUGGUGUUGGGUGCCCAUAUAUGUUGAUGGUUUAAGUCAAAUUCCCCCAUGGGGACAAUAAAGUAUAUCAAAACAA